GUGGAGGGGAGAAAGCCUAUUCAUGUCAUGCUGAAGCGUCCUAACAACUGCUCGGACUGGCUUGUCCCGCUUGUGUGAUGUCAUCCAAUGGAUGAGUGGCUGGCGGCUGUGAUGCGCAUGUAUGCAGUCCAGUGCCUGAACGCAUCACAGAGAACCGCACUUGACAGCUUGCCAGGUUGGAGGGGGGAAAACACACACACACACACACACACCACACACACACACACCAUUGAAGGGAGGAAACCAGACCUGCUGAAUUUCCACCAGCCAGCCGUCAUCCGCAUCCAGCCCGGAGGUGGAGGCUUUCCCGCAGCCUCUCUCUCCUCUUCCUCUCAUCGACAUCUCAUGCAUCAUUUUUUUUGGAUUCGUCGUGCUCGCGUCGUAACGCACAGAUGAUGAUGAUGAUGAUGACAGCGUAACCGGAGCGGCGAGCUGUUACAGAGACCAAAACACGGCACGUUUGCUUUUGUCGAAGAGGGAUCUGUUGUGACUGGACAUGAAUUCGGCGGAACAGACGGUUACAUGGUUGAUUACGCUCGGGGUGCUGGAGUCGCCGAAGAAAACCAUCUCGGAUCCCGAAGCGUUCCUGCAGACCUCCCUGAAGGAUGGGGUGGUCCUGUGCAGGCUGCUGGAGCGGCUCAGCCCGGGGUGCACGGAGAAAGUAAGGAUCUACCAAGAACCGAAGAACGACGGCGAGUGUCUGAACAACAUCAGGGAGUUCCUCAAAGGCUGCUCAUCGUUCCGCGUCGAGCCGUUUGAGGCCAGCGACCUGCUGCUGGGACUGAACUUCUCAAAGGUGCUGAGCAGUCUGGUUGCUCUGAAUAAAGUGACGGCAGAUAUCGGCGUGGGCAGUGAUUCGGUGUGCGCCCGGCACUCUUCAGCCCAUCGCAUCAAGUCGUUCGAGUCGCUGUCCUGUCAGGCUUCACUGGGCCGAUCCUCCAAGCUGCUGCAGAACCAGUUUCGCAGUCUGGACAUGUCGGAGAACAGCGGACAGCAGCUGCUCGUGAAGGCGCGCUUCAACUUCCAGCAGACCAACGAGGAUGAGCUCACCUUCGCCAAGGGUGACAUCAUCGGCGUGACUCGUCAGGAGGACGGCGGCUGGUGGGAGGGGACGCUCAGCGGCAGGACUGGCUGGUUCCCUAGCAACUAUGUCCGUGAGAUCAAAGGCUCUGACAAACAAGUGUCCCCCAAGUCCGGCACCCUGAAGAGUCCACCUAAAGGCUUCGACACUUCUGCGAUCAGCAAGACGUACUACAACCUGGUGCUGCAGAACAUUUUAGAAACAGAGACCGAAUAUUCGAAGGACCUUCAGAGCCUCCUGACCAACUACCUGCGACCUCUUCAGAACAUUGACAAACUGAGCAGCUCCGACGUGGCUCUGAUCCUGGGAAACCUCGAGGAGAUCAGCACCUUCCAGCAGAUGCUCGUCCAAUCGUUGGAGGAGUGCACCAAGCUUCCAGAGAACCAGCAGAGGGUGGGGGGCUUCUUCCUCAACCUCAUGCCACAGAUGAAGGCUCUCUAUGCUGGUUACUGCUCCAACCACCCCUCUGCAGUCAAUGUGCUCACCCAGCACGGUGAUGUGUUGGGGGACUUCAUGGAGGGCAGAGGUGCAGUCAGUCCGGGGAUCCUCACCCUGACCACAGGCCUCAGUAAACCCUUCAUGAGACUCGACAAAUACCCGACAUUACUCAAAGAGCUGGAGCGGCACAUGGAGGAGAGUCAUCCCGACCGACCCGACAUUCAGAAGUGCAUGGCGUCUUUCAAGCAUUUGUCUGCUCAGUGUCAGGAGGUGCGCAAGCGUAAAGAGCUGGAGCUGCAGAUCCUCACCGAGUCCAUCCGGCUGUGGGAGGGGGACGACAUUAAGACGCUGGGCUCUGUGCUCUACAUGAGCCAGGUCUUAGUCCAGAGUCCCGGCUCAGAGGAGAAGAGCGAGCGGUACCUCAUGCUCUUCCCUCAUGUCCUGCUCAUGUUGUCUGCCAGCCCGAGGAUGAGCGGCUUCAUAUUCCAGGGAAAAUUACCUCUGGCCAGCAUGACCGUGAUCAAACUGGAAGACUGUGAAGCUCAUAAAAACGCCUUCGAACUCAACGGCCCAAUGUUUGACCGUCUCCAGGUGGUGUGCACCCACCAGCAGGACCUGCAGGACUGGGUGGAGCACCUGACCAGACAGAUCAAACACACCGCCGCCACAGCGCCCAGCCACAAACCGCUCACUGUCCCCUGCCACACGCUCCCAUCUCAUCCCCUCACCCCAUCCCGGCACGCUGAGGGUAGAGCCAUGACGGUGGCUCCCACCUACCACACCCUGCCUCACCCCUCCUCCCACGGGACGUCUCUCUCCAGCACCAUGAUGUGGGGCCCGCUGGAGCCACCCAACACCCCCAAACCCUGGAGCCUGAGCUGUCUGCGGCCUGCACCGCCUUUACGACCCUCUGCAGCUCUCUGCUACAAGGAGGAUCUCAGUAAAAGUCCUAAGAGUGUGAAGAAACUCCUUCCUAAACGCAAGCCUGAGAGGAAACAGUCUGAGGAGGAGUUCGCCUUGAGGAAGAGUACAGCUGCUCUGGAAGAAGACGCCCAGAUCCUGAAGGUUAUCGAGGCGUACUGCACCAGCGCCAAAACCAGGCAGACUCUGAACUCCACCUGGCAGGGCACCGACCUGAUGCACAACCACGUGCUGGCCGACGUGGACCGGUCCUGUAUGGACUCGCCGGGCCGCCGUAGCAGCGUGUCACGGCCAGAGUUGUCCUCUGACCUCUCGGAGGACUCUGACUAUGACUCCAUCUGGACCACCCACAGUUACAGGAUGGGUUCGGUGCCGCGUAAGAGCUGCAUCUCUCACCAGAACUAAAGAACGUACAGCACUGCCACGCUGUACUGUAAUGUAACGUACGGCGCGCUUACCUCUUUUACCUUCAAUGUAUUCAAAUAAACUAGAUUUUUUUUAUUUAUCUAUUUAUUUUCUAUGAUAUAUUUGUUCAUUUUUUUUGUUAACUUAUUUGGUUUAUUUAUUUUUAGACUGUAUGUUCGAAGAUGUUUGAAGCAUCUCCCUGUUGCCUUGCCACUUUUCCCUUUUAUGUGCCUCCUCUCUUCGUGUAGUUGUCAUGCAGUAAGUGUUUGGUAAUUCUCGUUAAUUUAUUUUGAAUGUGACCACUCCUUGUUUGACCAUAAACGUGGCGGACUCUCUCAGCAGGGGGAGGAACAGCAGGGAGGUCGGAGUGGAAUUACAGGGGAGGGUUAAACCCGGGGAGGGAGAGAUGGGGACUGAGCUUUUCCUGUCUGAUAUUCAGAUGUAAUUCAGAAAUGAGUGUAUUCUAUUUACCAUAUACUACUUCUCUCCGGUAUGUGUUUCUAGAGUAUGUAUGCUCAAAUAUAGCACAGAUGCCAUACACACACACACACACAUACACACACACACACAGGCACAUACUGUAUGCCCCUGCUGCCUGAUAAUAUAGCAGCAUGCAAAUCAAAUAUCCAAAUUCCAAAUACCAUUUUAUAUCAUUUCUGUUCUUAUAAUUUGGUUUUUAUUCAUGUUAAGCAGGAUUAAAUUGAACACAACACACGGCCAAAAGCUACUAAAUACUAAAACUUCUUGUUACAUUUGAUAGUUUGUAAAACACAGCUGAUUAUUUGACGUAGCUGCGACAGGAAGAGGAGAUUACCACGCACGAGUUUUCUCCAGAUGCACAAAAGCUAGUGGACUGAGGAGGAUGAAUAUAAAGAGUCAGCUCACCCAAAAUUACAAGAAAAACAGCAACAUAUGUUCGCGAUAACUUCUUCUUCUUGUAUCCGGCCGUGCAGACAAGUUGUGAAAUAUCUUUCUUUGAGAUUUCGUCUUCAACUCUUCUCACAGUUGAAGUUUCUGGACUUGUUCUUGUGGUGGUCACAGCUUUGAAAUAUUAAACGUCUCUCCAGGAUCCCAGUUACUCUGGAUCAUCCAAAGACCUCACAGUCAACAGAUUUAAUUCAAACUGCUCCUGAAAUUAUCACUAUGAAAGUUGAAUAAGCACACGUGUUGAAAGUUUCCUGUGAGCACCACAAGUUAAAGUCCAGAGACGCUGGUUCUCUUAUAUAUGUUGUUGUUUUUUUUUGCGUAUUUUCGUUGAGCUGACCCUGAAGUCAUUAUUUGAAUGAUUUGCUGUACAGUGUAGUCCUCCUGAGCAUCAUCCUUUAAAGCCUGAUCUACCAUCCAGUAACGUUGCUGUCUGUCAGUGGUUCUACAGGGUUGCAUUUACAUUUAGCUUCAAGCCUCAAGUUGGUUAGUGUAUUAAAGAAAAAAAUAAAUAAAAAGAUUCAUUUAAACCAAGCAUAGCAUAAAAAAUCUGUAAAGUACAGCCUGACACAGCUACAGUCCUGUAGGACAAAUCAAAUGCCUUUGUUCAGUGUCUGCUUGUUAAAGGAAUAGUUCAGAAGAUUGACAUCACUCUCAAGUCACUAUUUAAAUGAAUUACACAGACGAAGAUAUACUAAUGUGUUUGUUGAUGAGCUUUAAAACAUGUCCCGGCUCCAGCUCUACGCUCAACACACAAACGUGAAACCGAUGCCGAUUUUCUCCGAGUGUGAUCAUGUUUCAGUCUUCCAGCUCCGCACUUAACAACGAUAACCAUACCCCCCCCCACCCAAAAUAAAAAAGUUGAACUACUCCUUUAAGACGGCAGAUUGAGCAGGUUACCUUAAAAAACAACAAUGCUAACACCUACGCUACAGCCUCAUGAGCCAGGCGCCGAUGCUUCGUGCUGCGCGUGGCUCGUGAGCGCCACCAUGCUAUCUCUUGCAUUAAUGACUAUUUUUAUGAAGAAGUAUUUUUCCAGUAUUGGUAUUAAAAGUACAGGUCGGCUUAGAGUCUAUCUCCUCUUAUCACAGCAAGCAAUGCGACUGACAUAAGGAAUAUAUUGGUCCAUGUUACAGUACUGAUUCUUUAUUGUGUUCAUUAUUUUGUAUACAGGCGUUUUGUUUAUUUGAUUUCAUUUAUAUUUGAUUCUGUAUGUCAAUGUUUACAAAAUGAUCCCUGGAAGAAUCAUUUCUUUCUUUUAUUUCAUCUUAUUUUUUUACAUUUUUAUUGGUCUGUAUCAAAGUUUACACACUGAAAAUUAUAACAUGAAGUGUUUUUGAAUUAUUUUGCACAAUCAUGUAACGGGCCAGUGGGUGUUUCUGGGGGAUAGUCUGUUAAAUUCUGUACUUUUUUGUCGUCUACCUACAGUGUGUAUGAUAUAGUCCUUAAAGGUAGACUUGAGUAUUCAGUGUUACUGUAAAGUAAAAAGCUCAUUCGUAGUGUAAAACAAAAAGAGAGAAAAGAAACAAAAGGCCGUGUUAUACAGGAACAUUUCUAUGUGAACUACUCAUUCAACCUCAGAAUACUGUCAGAGUGGACUGGAAAUAUAAGAGCACAUAGUCUCCCUUUCUGUAAAUACUAGUUGUCAUGGAGCAAGAAAAAAAAAAUCCAUUCUACCUUCUAUGAGUAUUUGAGCUAAGAAUAUCACUGUCCUUAUAUCAUGUGCUAUACUUUGUGACAGGUGUAUUCUGUGGUUUAAGAAACUUAAAGUCAAACUGUGGGACAGGCAGGGCGAAGAGACCAACUGUCUUUGACCAACAUUGUCCUCUGUGUGCUCUAAUGCUGUA
Molecule: messenger RNA, 5616 nt
Organism: Larimichthys crocea (large yellow croaker)
Lineage: Eukaryota; Metazoa; Chordata; Actinopteri; Sciaenidae
Gene: arhgef7a
Product: Rho guanine nucleotide exchange factor (GEF) 7a
Exons: 19
Coding region: 497-2845 (782 amino acids)
Biological process (GO): intracellular signal transduction; lamellipodium assembly
Cellular component (GO): cytoplasm; lamellipodium
Molecular function (GO): protein binding; guanyl-nucleotide exchange factor activity
Source: RefSeq, a predicted model, not a curated record